AGAAAAUUCUGUCCAAAGAGAAGCCCUAAAUCUUAAAUAACCGCGCAUAACAUGACAUUUUUCUCUUUGCGUCCGACGUCGGAUUAUCUGAUUGAUAAGAUCCACUUUCCCCCAAUCCCUCCUCCAACAACCAUCCAGGUCCCUUGUCAACAUGAGGAUCUUGCAGUUGGCUUUGUUGCCGGCGGCUCUGGCUGCGACGGUGUCUUAUGACUUUUCUAUCGAUUGGGUUCGAGCGAAUCCAGAUGGUGCGUUUGAGAGGCCCACGAUAGGGAUUAAUGGGGCGUGGCCGAUACCGAGGAUUGAGGCGAGUGUUGGGGAUACGGUUUUGGUAAAUGCGAGGAAUAAUCUGGGGAAUCAGUCGACGAGUUUGCAUUUUCAUGGGCUUUUUAUGAAUGGGUCGAAUCAUAUGGAUGGGCCGUCGCAGGUUACGCAGUGUCCCAUUCAGCCUGGGGAGUCGUUUCUCUACAACUUUACGAUUACUCAACCGGGCACAUAUUGGUAUCACUCGCAUACUGAGAGUCAAUAUCCCGAUGGUCUUCGAGGACCUCUUAUCAUUCACGAUCAAAAGUCACCUUUCAAAGGAAAAUACGAUGAAGAACUUGUCAUGACCAUCUCAGAUUGGUAUCACGAUCAGAUGCAGACGUUGAUUCCUGAGUUUAUGAGAAAAGGAAAUCCGACUGGUGCAGAGCCUGUCCCUCAAGCAGCUCUCAUGAAUGAAACUCAGGAUCUCAAAGUACCCGUUCAAACCGGCAAGACGUACUUUUUAAGGUUGGCGAAUAUUGGUGCCUUUGCGGGACAGUAUUUCUGGAUUGAGGGUCAUAACAUGACGAUAGUGGAGGUUGAUGGCGCAUACACGAAGCCGGCUCCAGCAAAUAUGGUUUAUUUGUCUGCUGGUCAACGAUGCAGUGUGUUAGUCACAACGAAGAAGGAUUCAUCUACCAACUUUCCUAUUGUUGCGAGCAUGGAUACUGAUCUCUUUGACGUCCUCCCCGAUGAUCUCAACUGGAAUGUGACAGGGUGGCUUGUAUACGAUGAAGAAAAGCCUCUGCCCAACCCAUCCGUGGUCUACGACUUUGAUCCUUACGAUGAUAUGGAUCUUGUGCCUUAUGAUGAAAUGGCUCGCCUCCCUGAGCCCAGCAGAAGUAUCGAGUUGGAUGUUAUCAUGGAUAACCUUCGAGACGGUGCAAACUACGCCUUCUUCAACAACAUCACCUACCGAGCUCCCAAGGUUCCGACACUCUACACUGCAUUGACGAGUGGAAAGCAGGCGACGAACCCUCAGAUCUAUGGAACGUAUACGCAUAGUUUUGUGUUGGAGAGGGAUGAGAUUGUGCAGUUGGUUAUUAACAAUCACGAUGAUGGACGGCAUCCGUUUCACUUGCAUGGCCAUCACUUUCAGGUGUUGUAUCGAAGUGAUGAUGACGCUGGUGACUUUGAUGGAUCGGUGGAGUUUGCGGAGACGCCGAUGAGACGAGAUACAGUUGUCGUGAACGGAAAUGGCAAUGCGGUGCUAAGGUUCAAGGCUGAUAACCCAGGUGUCUGGCUUUUCCACUGCCACAUCGAAUGGCACGUCACGUCCGGGCUGAUCGCGACAUUCGUUGAAGAUCCUCUCGCCCUACAAGCUUCCCUAAAGCUCCCCCAGGACCAUCUCGACGCAUGCAAAGCCGGCAACAUUCCCACCGUCGGUAACGCAGCAGGAAACACUGAUCUCCUCGACCUCACGGGCGAAAACGUCCCCCCACCACGUCUUCCAGAAGGCUUCACGCUCAAAGGCAUCCUCGCAUUCGCAUUCAGUACAUUCAUGGGUAUUUUCGGUAUAUACACAGUCGCUUCCUACGGGAUGAAGAAGGACGGAAAGACUCCCGAGACAGCACCUCUCCUUGCAGAAGAGGAGCCACAACAACAUUAGUCGCAGAAGAGAGCCGCAACAUUAGAUUAGACAAUAGAUCGCUACCAACGCCUCACACCCUCCGCGAUAGUUUAUUUCUGUUUAGGAGGAGCAGCUGGAUACUUUGAGACUUCCCUCAAAUGAUCUGGCGUGCCGAGUGCUUCCAUUUGUCCACCACGCUCCUUGAAUGCGACUUUGCGACCGCAGUUCUUGCAGAAAUGGCUAAUGUUUGGCGCACAGUGGCAGGCGUACGGGAAAAUAACACCAAAAAGAGUUGUGAAGAAAAGAGCGGUUGCGUAAAUACUACGUCUCAUUAGAUACCUCAUCCGUGACAAAUCGGGGGGUAAACGCACUGUGUCGCUGAAGAAGCAGACUUCUUAACCUUUGUCUCCGCGCGACGCUGACAAAACGGACAAUCCAUCAUAUCAGCCUGAUCAGCCAGCAAAUGCAACGGCGUGACAGUUUCUCCAGGAGGAACCUGCUGCUGCGCUGGGACGACCAUGGACUGAUGUCCCGCGUACUGCUGCUGCGCAAGAGCAGGGUGCUGUAGAAUCGGGGGCGAUUGUGUACCAUCCCAGUUUAGUGUACUUUCCGGCGCGGGAGAGACAGUCGAGACGGGACGAUAUUCGCUUGCGGGGGGAGGACUCAUUUGCGCUGGGCUGGUUUGAUCGGUAACGACUUCGGGGAGGUUUUCAUCGUCGACUUUGGGUUGCCUUUUGCACUGUCAGCGUCUCGUGGAAGUUUGGGGGGGGGGGGGGAGUGUAGUGUAGCGUACUCAAUUGCGAUUUUCUCGUUGCGGGGAGAUUCAGCGUUUGCAGUGUAUUUUGGAGGCGAGAUAACAUCUGCGUUUGUUGUUUCUGGCGAUACGGUCGACAUUUUGACGGAUGAGGCUGUGGUAAAUUGAGGCAGUGAAGAGUCUAAGAUGAGAUUUGGGAUUGAAUUAAAAAGAUGAGAUAGCUCGCAUUCAAAGAGUCCGAGGGAAGAUUAAACAAAAUACCUUAUGGUACGUAAGCUGGGAGACCCUGGUUCUUAGCUUGAUCCUUUGGAGGCGCUUUCGUUUCAGCUGCUGAUCCCCGCCACUUUGAUCUUUAAAUGACCGAAAAAUAUUUAAUUAGCUCUGAU
This is a messenger RNA of Fusarium verticillioides 7600, 3010 nucleotides long. RefSeq lists its product as hypothetical. Gene Ontology annotation, molecular function: ferroxidase activity; copper ion binding. The coding region runs from base 152 to 1909 and encodes 585 amino acids. The record is from RefSeq and is a predicted model, not a curated record. The transcript has 5 exons. Gene Ontology annotation, biological process: reductive iron assimilation; cellular response to iron ion starvation. NCBI's taxonomy places the organism in Eukaryota, Fungi, Ascomycota, Sordariomycetes, Hypocreales, Nectriaceae. Gene Ontology annotation, cellular component: high-affinity iron permease complex.